Pogona vitticeps (central bearded dragon) is the source of this 698-nucleotide messenger RNA. The record is from RefSeq and is a predicted model, not a curated record. NCBI's taxonomy places the organism in Eukaryota, Metazoa, Chordata, Lepidosauria, Squamata, Agamidae.
AAGGCAAUUCAGGUUCUAAGAAUUCAUCUGCUUGAGCUAGAAAAAGUCAAUGAGCUCUGUAAGGAUUUCUGUAGUCGCUAUAUUGCAUGUCUGAAAACAAAAAUGAACAGUGAAACUCUGCUAAGCGGAGAAUCUGGAAGCCCUUAUUCACCUAUACAACCCCAGUCCAGCAACUUUAAACAUGAUAAAGAUAGCUUGGAUUUGCUGGAGCAGCUGUCUUCAUGGAAAGAGUCACCUGAAAAUCCAAUUCAAAGUGCCAUCACAGGUACAUUAAGUCCCCAGGGCAUUGUGGUACCUGCAUCAGCAUUGCAGCAGGGAAAUGUAACUAUGGCAACUGUUGCAGGUGGGGCGGUAUAUCAGCCAGUGACGGUGGUCACACCUCAAGGUCAAGUAGUGACACAGGCAUUGUCCCCUGGAACCAUCAGGAUCCAGAAUUCACAGGUUUGUUCUGUGCUCCAUAUAGUAAUCUGUGAAUGUAAAGAAGUAUGGAAUGGGGCUUCCCCACCAACUUUUUCCCAGGAUAGUUCCCUGCUCCAGUGUUACUCCUUGAAGACACUCCAAAAAUGAUGAUGUGUAUGUGAGAAGCUGCUGGGGAAGGGAGAAGGAAGCACACAGAAAAAUCGUACAAGAUGUCACCAUCCAGUCUUGCCCAGUUUCUUUUCACCUGCCUUCAUUCCAGACAUUUGUCUAACCCUCAA